Messenger RNA from Suncus etruscus (white-toothed pygmy shrew), 1002 nucleotides. RefSeq names its product X-C motif chemokine receptor 1 (gene XCR1). The record is from RefSeq and is a predicted model, not a curated record. Bases 1 to 1002 code for a protein of 333 amino acids. Gene Ontology annotation, biological process: chemotaxis; G protein-coupled receptor signaling pathway; immune response. NCBI's taxonomy places the organism in Eukaryota, Metazoa, Chordata, Mammalia, Eulipotyphla, Soricidae. The transcript has a single exon. Gene Ontology annotation, cellular component: membrane. Gene Ontology annotation, molecular function: chemokine receptor activity.
AUGGAGACCACAGACAACCCAGAUGACAACUUCACUGUUGACUAUGACAUGGAUAGUUUUGUGUGCGAACACGAGUCAUUUGACUUUGCCACCAUGAGCACCACCGUCUUCUACCCCCUGGUAUUCCUCCUCAGCCUGCUGGGCAACAGCCUGGUAUUGUGGGUCCUGGUGAAAUAUGAAAAUCUGGAGUCUCUCACCAAUGUCUUCAUCCUCAAUCUGUGCAUUUCAGACCUGGUGUUCUCUAGCUUGAUGCCUUUGUGGAUCUUAGAAUAUCACAUUGACUGGUUUCUGGGAGACUUCGUGUGUAAACUCUCCAACAUGCUCUUUUCCAUCAGCCUAUACAGCAGCAUCUUCUUCCUGACCGUUAUGACAGUCCACCGCUACCUAUCUGUAGUGAACCCCCUCUCCUCCUUGAAUUUUAACACCUUCAAGUGCCGCAUGAUGGUGACCACAGUCAUGUGGACAGCCAGUAUCCUAUCCUCCAUCCCUGACACCAUGUUCCACGAGGUGAAUUAUGGUCGAUGUGACUAUUCAGAGAUCAAGUGGCAUGUCAUCUCUGUCUACCAGCACAAUACCUUCUUCCUACUCUCUCUGGGAACUAUUGUGUUCUGCUAUGUGAAAAUUCUUCGCACCCUGCUUCGCAUGCGAUCCAAACGUCACCACCGGACAGUCCUGCUUAUCCUUACUAUUGUGGUGGCUUACUUUCUCAGCUGGGCUCCCUACAACCUGAUUUUGUUUCUGGAGACGUUAUUGAAACUUCAAUUUAUCAAAGACUGCCAGACCAAACAACAGAUAGACUACGCCUUGCUCAUCUGCCGGCAUCUUGCCUUCUCCCACUGCUGCCUCAACCCAGUGCUCUAUGUCUUUGUGGGCAUCAAGUUCCGCAGACACCUUAAAAAUCUCUUCCGGCGUUACUGGCUCUGCCAGCAGCAGGCAUCCAGUCCAUUCCCCAAACCUCACUCCCUGGGUGGAUUCAACUAUGAGGGUGCUUCCUUCUAUUGA